This is a messenger RNA of Erigeron canadensis, 942 nucleotides long. Its product is annotated as putative receptor-like protein kinase At3g47110. The record is from RefSeq and is a predicted model, not a curated record. Bases 1 to 942 code for a protein of 313 amino acids. Gene Ontology annotation, molecular function: protein binding. NCBI's taxonomy places the organism in Eukaryota, Viridiplantae, Streptophyta, Magnoliopsida, Asterales, Asteraceae. The transcript has a single exon.
AUGGCAUACCUUUCUUAUUUCUUACAUGUAACGGCAAUAUUGCUGUUAUGGUCUCCAACACUUUCACUGGCCACAAACGAUAUUGAUCGUCUUGCACUUCUGGCCAUAAAGUCGAGCAUCAUUCAUGACCCCCAACAUGUUCUUGACUCAUGGAACACCUCCUUGCAUUUCUGUCAAUGGCAAGGUGUUACAUGUGGUCGUCGGCAUCGUAGAGUCACCAGAUUAGUCCUUGGGUCUCGAGGCUUUGCUGGUUCCGUGUCCCCUCAUAUUGGAAACUUAAGUUUUCUCAGAGUGUUAAAUCUAACGAAUAACACCUUUAAAGGUGUAAUCCCACAUAAUUUAGGAAAUCUGUUUAGGUUGGAGGAACUAUAUCUCAACAGCAAUGCUUUUGAAGGUGAAGUUCCAGUCAGUUUAUCAAACUGUACAAGGCUAACCAUUCUACAGUUUGGUAGGAACAAUCUGACUGGCAAGCUUCCACAACAGCUUAGUGCACUGGUGAACCUGAUGGUGUUAGCCAUUCAUAAUAAUGGUUUUACAGGAGGGAUACCGUCUUACUUUGGAAACUUCACUUUUCUUAAUGGCUUAUAUGCCACCUACAAUUAUCUAGGCGGAAGCAUUCCUCACACUUUAGGUCGAUUGUACAACUUGCAAGUAUUUGCUUUUGGUUCUAACCUUCUAUCUGGUACGAUCCCUCCAUCAUUAUAUAAUUUAACGUCUUUAAAAGAUCUUGACGUAGCCAAUAAUUCAAUUAGUGGAAGCUUACCAAAAGAUAUAGGCUUACAGCUACCCAAUCUUGAGCUUUUUUAUAUAUGGCAUAACAAAUUUACUGGUAGCAUACCCUUCUCAUUUUCUAAUUGUUCAAACUUGUUUAGACUUGAGUUGAAUAACAAUGGUUUUACUGGGAAGGUUAACAUAGAUUUUAGACGCAUGUCAAAUCUUUAG